GAUUAUUAAUUAGAUUUGUAGACUUUUAAAGAAAACAACAGUUAGUUGAACCAUACCUUGUAAGACUGUUUAAUGGUGAUGAAAUCUUCCAAUUUUGAUGUCUCCAUACCACUAUAAAGGUAAAAUAAAUGUCCUGCAUGUACUUCGAUGAGGUCUAUAUUUUUUUUCUGUAUGUGAAAAAUUUAUCUAAGUCUUAAGAUGCUUUAUAUAUCAAUAUUAUUAUACCAGAAUACACCAAUAUGAACAGAGGUAGAGGUGGAUUUAGAGGAGGCCGUGGUGGCAGACCAGCACCAUUCCAACAAGGCCCACCAGAUUCAGUCUUAGAAAUGGGUUCAUUCAUGCAAGCCUGUGAAGGUGACAUAGUAUGUCGUUCUAUAAAUGUUAAAAUUCCUUAUUUCAAUGCUCCAAUCUAUUUAGAAAAUAAAACCCAAGUUGGUAAAGUUGAUGAAAUAUUGGGUCCUUUAAAUGAAGUUUUCUUCACUAUCAAACCUUCAGAAGGUGUUAAAGCUGAUUCAUUCAAAGAAGGUGACAAGUUUUUCAUAGGUCCAGAUAAGUUAUUACCACUUGAAAGAUUUUUACCAAAGCCAAAAGAAGUUGGUUCUAAACCAAAAAAGAAGUCUGCCGGUGGAGCUGCCAGAGGUGGAUUCGGUGGCCGUGGUGGUGCUAGAGGUGGCUUUGGAGGCCGUGGUGGAUCCAGAGGUGGAUUCGGUGGUGACCGUGGUGGAAGAGGUGGAUUCGGUGGCCGUGGUGGAUCCAGAGGUGGAUUCGGUGGUGACCGUGGUGGAAGAGGUGGAUUCGGUGGCCGUGGUGGAUCCAGAGGUGGAUUUGGCGGUGACCGUGGUGGAAGAGGUGGAUUCGGUGGAAGAGGUGGAUUCGGUGGUGACCGUGGUGGAAGAGGUGGCCGUUUCUAAGUUGUGUUUGCACAUUUUAUCUAUGUACCAUAUAAUUUUUCAUUAACAGUUUAUUAGAAAAAGUGUAUUUAAAUUGUACUUUUUUUCCAUAUUAGAUAGAGUAGUUACUUCUAAUAAAUCAAAUAUAUCAAAUACUUUAUA
Scheffersomyces coipomensis is the source of this 1052-nucleotide messenger RNA. It is a transcript of the gene GAR1, whose product is annotated as H/ACA snoRNP pseudouridylase subunit. Gene Ontology annotation, cellular component: box H/ACA snoRNP complex. The coding region runs from base 240 to 911 and encodes 223 amino acids. Lineage: Eukaryota; Fungi; Ascomycota; Pichiomycetes; Serinales; Debaryomycetaceae. Gene Ontology annotation, molecular function: box H/ACA snoRNA binding. Gene Ontology annotation, biological process: snoRNA guided rRNA pseudouridine synthesis; ribosome biogenesis. The record is from RefSeq and is a predicted model, not a curated record. The transcript has a single exon.